AUGGGCCCAUCACUACACCGGAUUCGAGAAGUUAUACGAAAUUUCAUCGACCGGGAGAAAAACACAGACUCCCACUUGCUGCAACUAAGCAAAGAUUUAUCUGAAAAUCCUCCGGUUCGAAGCAUCGCUGUGUUGAAAUUAGACGAAAAGGAGAUAAUACAAAUCUUUGGGCUAAAGAUAUCGGCCAACAAGAAGCAUUUUACAGAAAUCCCACCCCUCCACCUCCCUGCUGGCCUAGGCGAGCAAUUAUCGCUUGUUGAUGAGACACUCAAUUUGAGUAAAUCCAACGAAGCGAAUAUCAGAUGGAAGCUAAAUCUACUCCUCAUUGUUAAUACCGAACACCAAUGGUCCCAAGAAGGCUUGAUGAUACACGGAAAGGAAGUCAGACUCACCGGCCGGCCAGAUUAUGCAAUCUGGUAUGGCGAAGAAGAUGAACUUGCUGUGAACGUGAUCUUAAUGGAGGCCAAGACAACGAACCUAGGCUUCGCCGAUAUCGCACAGACUUUGGGGUACAUGUCAAUGGUACAUCGGGGGGGGGGGGGGGGGGGGGGAGAAAGGACGGGGAAGAAAGACUGUGAGGUCUACGGCAUUGCUUGUGAUGAUACCUGGUUUGCCUUUAUGAAAAUCAACAAUACAUCCAAGUACUGA
Molecule: messenger RNA, 648 nt
Organism: Penicillium verhagenii
Lineage: Eukaryota; Fungi; Ascomycota; Eurotiomycetes; Eurotiales; Aspergillaceae
Exons: 5
Coding region: 1-648 (215 amino acids)
Source: RefSeq, a predicted model, not a curated record